AUGGCUGCAAACCUGCUGUCGCGAUACCCAUGGGUAUCCAGACCAUUCAUCGUCUGCGCCCCUAUGAAAGUAAUGACCGGUCCGGCACUGGCAGUGGCUGUCUCUCGCGCCGGUGGACUAGGAUUUAUCGGGCCCGGCGCAAAGACCCAAGACACAAACGAAGAUCUCAAGAAAGCAUCAUCGCUCCUCCAAGGCGCCAGCUCAAUAAAAACGAUCAACUCUGCACUCCCCGUAGGUGUAGGGUACCAGCUCUGGGCAGACGACAUCAAUGUCGCCGUUGCUACUAUCGAAAAGUACAAACCGUGUGCUGCCUGGCUAUACGCUCCGAACCAGGGACCCAAACAAUACGAUGACUGGUCUAGCAAGAUCCGUCAAGUAUCCCCUGAGACCCAGAUCUGGAUUCAAAUCGGCACCGUGAAAGAGGCAAAGCAGCUUCUGCAGAACCAUGAGCAACCAGAUGUCGUCGUUGUGCAAGGCUCUGAGUCCGGUGGUCACGGUCGUGCCAAUGACGGAAUGGGCCUUAUGGCUCUGUUUCCUGAAGUGGCCGAUGUCAUGGCCAGCAGCCGGAUUCCGUUGUUUGCGGCUGGUGGGAUUGCAGACGGGCGCGGUGUCUCGGCGGCAUUGUGUCUCGGGGCGGCGGGCGCCGUCAUGGGCACUCGGUUUUUGGCUGCCAGUGAAGCGCGCAUUAGCAAGGGUUAUCAGGAUGAGGUUGUUCGUGCGGUUGAUGCUGCAACUUCAACCACGCGUACCCACUUGUACAAUCAUCUCAGGGGUACUUUUGGAUGGCCUGAGGAGUAUAGUCCCCGGACUAUUUUCAAUCAAUCAUAUGUUGAGCAGCAGGAAGGGAAGCCUUUUGAGGAGCUGAAGAAGCUUCAUGAUGAAGCUGUUAAGGAGGGCGAUAAAGGCUGGGGUCCAGGGGGAAGACUAGCGACUUAUGCUGGAGCCUCUAUUGGUUUGAUACACGAUGUGAAGAGCGCAGGAGAUAUUGUACAUGGCAUUCGGGAGGAUACAUUGGGAAGACUCCAGCAGCUGUCUGGCAAUGACUAG
This is a messenger RNA of Penicillium bovifimosum, 1047 nucleotides long. RefSeq names its product nitronate monooxygenase. The coding region runs from base 1 to 1047 and encodes 348 amino acids. The transcript has a single exon. Gene Ontology annotation, molecular function: nitronate monooxygenase activity. Lineage: Eukaryota; Fungi; Ascomycota; Eurotiomycetes; Eurotiales; Aspergillaceae. The record is from RefSeq and is a predicted model, not a curated record.